Nerophis ophidion (straightnose pipefish) is the source of this 838-nucleotide messenger RNA. Its product is annotated as centrosomal protein of 83 kDa-like. The transcript is spliced from 5 exons. The coding region runs from base 88 to 696 and encodes 202 amino acids. Lineage: Eukaryota; Metazoa; Chordata; Actinopteri; Syngnathiformes; Syngnathidae. The record is from RefSeq and is a predicted model, not a curated record.
AAGAACAUCACCACUGUGUGUGUUUAUUAGAAGCAGCAGGAACUCUGCGGGGAACUGGGAACUUUGUCGCGCUCUGAAGCCGAGCUGAUGGAAGCCAACCAGCAGCUGAGGGCCAAAGUGGACAACAUGAGGGAGGAGCUGAGGAGCGUGCGGGCUCAAGCGGAGAGGAGCCAACACGAGGCUGAGAGGCGCGUGGAGGAGAGUCACCUGGUCUGGUUGGAGGACAAACACAAGCUGCAGGAGCGCCAGGCCAAGAUGGAAGAGAAGUACUCUCAGCUGAAAGAGAAGUUGCAGAAGGCAGCUGUCGCUCAGAAGAAGAGGAGAAGUCAGAGCCAGAAGAAAGAGAGAAGUCUGCAGAACACCAUCCAGCUUCUAGAAGCACAAAUGGAACAAAUCAAACUGGAAGCUGCUGCUGCCAACAAACGUCCUCUCCAGUGGGAGGAACAUGCUCAGAUGCGCAGAAGGUUACGGGAACUUCAGAGAAGACACGGCGAGUUCCGGCGCCUCCUGCUGGGCGACCACAGUUCCUUCACCUUAGGCCCCGCCCUUCUGACCUCCACGCAGAAGUCCUGUGUGGAGGAAGAGGAGGAGAUGCUUCAGUUGCGGCAGCGCAUGGACCAGCUGGAAGUAGCUCAGCAGCAGCAGCUCCAAGAACUGGGAGGUCUGGUGCACCUGGACCCUCAGGUGGACCUCUGACACCUGGACCCUCAGGUGGACCUCUGACACCUGGACCCUCAGGUGGACCUCUGACACCUGGACCCUCAGGUGGACCUCUGACACCUGGACCCUCAGGUGGACCUCUGACACCUGGACCCUCAGGUGGACCUCUGACACCUGG